Molecule: messenger RNA, 1239 nt
Organism: Pongo pygmaeus (Bornean orangutan)
Lineage: Eukaryota; Metazoa; Chordata; Mammalia; Primates; Hominidae
Gene: ASB12
Product: ankyrin repeat and SOCS box containing 12
Exons: 3
Coding region: 107-1105 (332 amino acids)
Biological process (GO): protein ubiquitination; positive regulation of protein catabolic process; intracellular signal transduction
Molecular function (GO): protein binding
Source: RefSeq, a predicted model, not a curated record
GGGGGUAGACAGUGAAUAAAAGAAAGUAUGAGGCCCUGAGACCUCGGCUGCAGGGUAUGGGAGAGUAGGGGAACUUAAGCUCUGAGAAACCUGCCAGCUCGCCCUGAUGACAUUACAAACUGAGAUCUGGCAUUUCCUUGUGCUCAUAAUGAGAAUAGUUCUCCAAUUAGCCAAGAUGAACUUCAUGGACAUCACCAAGAUCUUCUCCCUCCUGCAGCCCGACAAGGAGGAGGAGGACACUGACACAGAGGAGAAGCAGGCUCUCAAUCAAGCAGUGUAUGACAACGACUCCUAUACUUUGGACCAGCUUUUGCGCCAGGAGCGUUACAAACGUUUCAUCAACAGCAGGAGUGGCUGGGGCGUUCCUGGGACACCAUUGCGCUUGGCUGCUUCUUAUGGCCACUUGAGCUGUUUGCAAGUCCUCUUAGCCCAUGGUGCUGAUGUUGACAGCUUGGAUGUCAAGGCACAGACACCACUUUUCACUGCUGUCAGUCAUGGCCAUCUGGACUGUGUACGUGUGCUUUUGGAAGCUGGUGCCUGUCCUGGUGGUAGCAUCUACAACAACUGUUCUCCCGUGCUCACAGCUGCCCGUGAUGGUGCUGUUGCUAUCCUGCAGGAGCUCCUAGGCCAUGGUGCAGAGGCCAACGUCAAAGCUAAACUACCAGUCUGGGCAUCAAACAUAGCUUCAUGUUCUGGCCCCCUCUAUUUGGCCGCAGUCUACGGGCACCUGGACUGUUUCCGCCUGCUUUUGCUCCAUGGGGCAGACCCUGACUACAACUGCACUGACCAGGGCCUAUUGGCUCGUGUCCCAAGACCCCGCACCCUCCUUGAAAUCUGCCUCCAUCAUAAUUGUGAGCCAGAGUACAUCCAGCUGUUAAUCGAUUUUGGUGCUAAUAUCUACCUUCCAUCUCUCUCCCUUGACCUGACCUCACAAGAUGAUAAAGGCAUUGCAUUGCUGCUACAGGCCCGAGCCACUCCACGGUCACUUCUAUCACAGGCCCGUUUAGUCAUCCGCAGAGCCUUGUGCCAGGCUGGCCAGCCACAAGCCAUCAACCAGCUGGAUAUUCCUCCCAUGUUGAUUAGCUAUCUAAAACACCAACUGUAAUCUUGCAGUCUCCCCAGGAACUUAUGAUGCCUCCAAAAACCACCUGGGGACUCAGGUAGCUGGAGGGCAUUACAGCCUCAUCCACUUACCUGGAGCUGCUCUCCUGUAUUAUCCUCCACAAUAAAAUUCUCCAG